Gigantopelta aegis is the source of this 752-nucleotide messenger RNA. RefSeq names its product serum amyloid A protein-like. Lineage: Eukaryota; Metazoa; Mollusca; Gastropoda; Neomphalida; Peltospiridae. The transcript is spliced from 3 exons. Bases 99 to 584 code for a protein of 161 amino acids. Gene Ontology annotation, cellular component: extracellular region. The record is from RefSeq and is a predicted model, not a curated record.
CGGAAUUUUGUGACAAAAUCCUGUAUACGCCCCUGUUUAUAAAAAAAUGACAUGACAUCCUGGAUCCGGGUGAGGCUAUAUAUAUAAAGAGGCGACCAAUGCUAGACCAUCAUCGCUUGAAACCCACUCGUUGUCAACGUUGGCAUUGCAAAAUGAAGACCCUUCUUCUGCUGGUAGUUGUCUGUUCCUCUGCUUGCGUUGUGGAAUGCGGAAUUGGAUCAUGGUUUUGUAUGGCGUGGCAUUCGAUUACGUUCAACUCUGAUGCUAGAUGUUCGCUUGGUAAAAUGCAGAGAGCCUACGACCAAAUGCGGGCUGCGGACUGCCUGAAUUGUGACAAGUACUUCCAUUGUAUGGGCAACUACAACGCUGUAUAUCGAUGUCAGAGGAGUCAGAAAAACAGAGAAAUAGCUGAGGCUAUAAGCAACUGCCGAGAAUGGGGUCAAAACUCACCUGAUAGCACCGCUGACCAAGCAGCCAAUCGGUAUGGCCGUAACGGCGGGAAUUGUGCCAGUAGAUAUCUCUGCAGCGUCAACUGUAUGUACAGUCCGACCUCGGGCACGUGCAGCCGAAGUAACUGUCGUUAAACAGCAGACGAGAACCACAAUUUUUAACCACAUAUAUAUAACCUAUAAUAAAGCAGUUUGAAUAUGGCCGAUGGAAAUAAGCUGGUCGCAUUAUGUGGACUUUUGUAAUUUAUAACUUUAUUAUCUUUUACUUUUAUUCUUAACCCAAUAAAAGUUAAUACCAAAUCG